Molecule: messenger RNA, 1826 nt
Organism: Aspergillus piperis CBS 112811
Lineage: Eukaryota; Fungi; Ascomycota; Eurotiomycetes; Eurotiales; Aspergillaceae
Product: putative cell wall protein
Exons: 2
Coding region: 438-1394 (318 amino acids)
Source: RefSeq, a predicted model, not a curated record
CCUAUCUUAUCAUCCCAGUUCCCUUUCAACCUCGGCACUGCUUCAAUUACUGUUACAGGGAUGUCACCCUUCGGAGGGGCUAUCUCCUGAAGAGUGGCUAGCUCCUCCUCGCCAUGAGGUCACCAUGACUAUCGGCGCCAUUGUCUCGUGGGCCUUGCAUGGCCCUUCGGCUGGCCCUAUGCUGAGGGAUAAUGUCCUAGAUAGGGUCUUGGAACCCUUGUAUACCGCAAUGGACGGAGUGUCUUGUCUUUUGGUAUAAGAAGGCCAAAAUCUCAUGCUGACAUUCUUUUCAUCAGAGCAUUCAUCCGCUGCAGAUCACAGCAUUCAUUCUUUCACAGCUCAUUCCAGUCCUGUCUGUCUCUAACUUGGUUAUUCGCUCCUUCAACUCCCAUAGUUUCCUUCUCUUGAUAAUUACGUCACAUUCUUUUCCUUCUACAAUGUACAACUUCCAGAGCCUUCCGGCACUGCUAUGCCUCGUGCUGGCUGUCGCUCCCGUCCUGUCUGCACCUGUCGCUGCUGGAGAUGGAGCCGUUGUGCGAAGACAGAGCCACCACUUCAAUACCAACACCCAGUCCGGUUCUAACAUGGGCUUCUCUAUCCCUGAUGGCCCAUCCUACAACUCUGGCCAGUACGCUUCGAACGCAUAUCGCGAAGACCGUGGGGGCGACAUGGAUGACAAUGAGGGCUCAAGUGAGUCCAGCAACACCAACGCAGGGAACUCGAUGAAUAUCGGCAUCCCGGGUGGUCCCAGCGUCAACUUGGGCAACUACUUCAGUAACAACUAUGAAGAAUCUGAAGAGCCACGGCCAAAGCCCUCGACUACUUCCACUACCACCAUCCCAGAGUCCACAACGGCCCCUCCACCUCCACCAGUCAACCCUCCUAUUGAGACUUCUGUUCCUGCCCCUCCUGCCCCUCCUACUACAACUACCACCACUACCCAACCCCCUCCUCCUCCCCCUACAACCACUGCUCCCCCGGCUCCUCCUACAACUACUGCUCCUCCUGCUCCUCCAACCAUUACUCCACCAGCUGCUCCCCCUACCACUGCUCCUCCAGCACCCCCAGCUCCGUCUACCCCCUCCGAGCCGGCUCCUCCUGUUGAGACCGAAGAACCUGAGGAGCCAGUGCAAGCAUGCCCAGCACCGGAGCCUGAGCCACAGCCUGAGCCUGAGCAGCAGUCUCCUGAGCCUCCAGCUGAACAUGGACCUUCCCCUGAACCGGAGUCAUCUCCUGCCCCCGAGCCUACCCCUGCACCUCAGCCCAACCCUACACCAAGCCCUCAACCAGAGCCCCAACCUGACCACGAGCCUGCAUCCGAGCCCAGGAUCAUACCCACUCCUUCCCCAGCUGCUCCAGCAUUGCCUGCAUACACCUGUCAAUGCCCUGCGUGAGCUUGACAUACGUUUCCCAUCACCCCUUCCACUUUCUUUGCCUCUAUCCAUAACUCUCAUUCAUGAAUUCCCCCUGCCCCUGCCCCUGCCCCAUCAUCCCCCACAAAGUUUCCUUUUGUCAAUCACCAUCAUUCAUUCCCUACCCCUCUUCUCCCAAAUCCCAUAUUUUUCCCCCCUUCGAUAUACAAAUUCUCCCCCAGAGUGAUUCUAGUUUAACUGGAAACACUGUGUUGUGUCUAUUGCUUGUUGAUUUCGUCUGGAUGGUUUUUUUGUCCCAUUUCAUUCCCUUUCAUUUUCUCUUACUUUUCUUUUCUUUUCUGAAUCACUGGGUGGUUAGCAUAUGAACCUUGUAAUGUUCUUUGGGUUGUAUUACUACUACUACUACUACUACUACUACUACUACUACUUACUACUACUACUAUUAUUUACAGU